This is a messenger RNA of Caenorhabditis remanei, 543 nucleotides long. RefSeq lists its product as uncharacterized. Bases 1 to 543 code for a protein of 180 amino acids. Gene Ontology annotation, molecular function: galactoside binding; carbohydrate binding. NCBI's taxonomy places the organism in Eukaryota, Metazoa, Nematoda, Chromadorea, Rhabditida, Rhabditidae. The transcript is spliced from 3 exons. The record is from RefSeq and is a predicted model, not a curated record.
AUGCACGUUAUCAACAGCCCAGACGUUCCAAGCGCCCAUGCCAUCCGUGAGCAACUCCGUGCUGGAACUGAAAUCCAUGUCAACGGACAUGUCACCCACCAUCAUCACAAGGACUUCUCCGUUGAGCUUCUCUCCGGACCACAUAUUGUUCUUCAUGUGAACUUCCGUUUUGAACAUGACCAUAUCGUUGCCAUGAACACCAGUACCAAUGGAUCAUGGGGACCAGAAAUCCGUCAUCAUAACCCAUUGAAGCAUCAUGACAAGUUUCAUCUUAAGAUCCAUGUUCAUGAUGGUUAUUACCACAUAACCGUCAACGGAGAACAUCUUGCUGACUUCCCACAUCGUAUUCCUUACCAAUCGGUUCAAGCCAUUGGACUCAAGGGAGCCGUCCAUGUCGACGAGAUUUCCUUCACCGGAUUCGAUUUCGGAGUCGACUGGAACUCUCAACAUGAUUUCGGACACACUGGAUACGGAGCCUACGGAACUGAGACUUAUGUUGCUCCAGUUUUCCAAGAGACUCACUCCUACAACGCCUACUUCUAA